AUGAAGAUGAAUGAAGACAAGCAUGAAGAUGUGGUGACAAGUUGCUUAUUUUUCCUUAGUGGAGUGCCGAACCCCAAGAAAAAGAAGAACUUCAGACUUGUUCUGGAUGGGCCAAUACUAACUGGAACCUACCCAUUUCUUCUGCCUUUUGCUUUUGCUGUGGAAGAAAUCAACAGGAGUCUGUAUCUUCUACCAAAUGUGUCUCUUGUAUUUCACUUCGUCCCUAGCAAUUCUGAUGAUAAACGGGGAUAUCAAAAUUUCACAAAUAAUUUUGAAGAAAUGCAUACUCUUCUCCUUAACUACAACUGUGAAGAUGAGGCUAAUUGUAGAGUAGCAAUUACAGGACCAAUGUCAUCAACAUCUGUGAGGGUGACACCAUUUCUCCAGCUCUACAAAUAUCCACAGGUUAUCAUUUAUGGUGACACAGACAGUACUCUAGCUGUGUGCUUUAGAAUGUGGAUAUUACAGGGUAUACAGAGACUAUGGGUCACCACCUCACACUGGGAUGUCAUUACAACCAUGAGAGACUUCACCCUUGACUCAUUCCAUGGGACUCUUGCCUUUGCACACCACCAUGCUGAGAUUUCUGGUUUUAAAAAUUAUGUUCAGACAUUGAACCCUUCCAAAUACACAGACAUGUUCCUGGCAGGACUGGGGUGGAUGUACAUUAGCGGUGAAGCCUCAACAUCUAGCUGUAAGACACUGGAGUACUGCUCAUCUAACGUCUCACUGGAAUGGUUAAUGCUACAGAGUUUUGACAUGGCCUUUAGUGAUGAUGCCUAUGGUAUAUACAGUGCUGUGUAUGCUAUGGCCCAUGCUCUCCAUGAAAUGCUUCUUCAUCAAGUAGAAAAUCAGUCAAUCACCCUGAGAGCACUGGAUUCUGACUGCUCACAGCUUCACCUAUUUCUGCAGAAUAUGCACUUUGUUAAUCCUGUUGGAGAUGUAAUAAAUAUGAAUCAGAAAGAAAAACUGCAAGCCGAGUAUGACAUUUACCACAUUUGUAAUUUCCCCCAUGGUGUUGGACUUAAGGUGAAAGUAGGAGAGUUUAAGCCAUAUUUUCCACAUGGUGAACAGCUCCAUUUAUAUGAAGACAUGAUAGAGUGGGCCACAGGAACUAGACAUAUGCCAUCUGCUGUGUGCAGUGUUGACUGUCACCCUGGAUUCAGAAAAUUCCAUCAAGAAGGAAUGGCAGCCUGUUGUUUUGAUUGCACCCCCUGCCCAGCAAAUGAAAUUUCCAAUGAGACAGCAGAUGUGGAUCAGUGUAUGAAGUGUCCAGAGGACCAGUAUGCCAACAAAGAGCAGAACCACUGCCUCCGCAAAGAUGUGACCUUUCUGGGCUUCGAUGAACCCUUGGGGAUGACUCUGUCUUGCAUGGCCUUAUGUUUGUCUGCAUUCACGGUUAUGGUUCUUGGGGUCUUUGUGAAAUAUCAAGACACUCCCAUUGUGAAGGCCAAUAACCUCACUCUCAGCUACAUCCUGCUCAUCUCCCUCAUCUUCUGUUUCCUCUGUUCCUUGCUCUUCAUUGGCCAUCCAAACUCAGCUACCUGUGUCCUGCAGCAAAUAACAUAUGGUAUUUUAUUCACUGUAGCUGUUUCCACUGUGUUGGCCAAGACAAUUACUGUGGUUUUGGCUUUCAAAGUCACUUCUCCUGGAAGAAGGAUGAAGUGGCUCCUGGUAUCAGGGGUACCUAACUACAUCAUUCCCUUCUGCACCAUCAUACAAAUUAUUCUCUGUGCAAUCUGGCUGGGAGUUUCUCCUCCCUCUGUUGACAUUGAUGCAUACUCUGAGCAUGGCUACAUCAUCAUUGUGUGCAACAAGGGUUCAGUAACUUCUUUCUACUCUGUCUUGGGAUACCUGGGCUCUCUGGCCCUGGGGAGCUUCACUGUAGCUUUUUUGGCCAGGAAUCUCCCUGACACAUUCAAUGAAGCCAAAUUCUUGACAUUCAGCAUGCUGUUGUUCUGCACUGUCUGGGUCACUUUUCUCCCUGUCUACCACAGCUCCAAGGGGAAGAUAAUGAUGGCUGUGGAGGUCUUCUCCAUCUUAGCCUCCAGUGCAGGCUUGCUGGGAUGCAUCUUUGUCCCCAAGUGCUACAUCAUUUUAAUAAGACCAGAGAGAAAUUCUCUUCAAAAGUUAAGAGAGAAAUCAUCUUCCAGAAAUCCCAUUUCAUAA
Messenger RNA from Peromyscus maniculatus bairdii (prairie deer mouse), 2169 nucleotides. Lineage: Eukaryota; Metazoa; Chordata; Mammalia; Rodentia; Cricetidae. The record is from RefSeq and is a predicted model, not a curated record.